CUUGCAAAUUAGCAAAGCGAUUUCUCAUGCUCGAAAUUCGAAACACGAAGCGAUUUCACACAGUUUGACAAGUUCACCUUGGCUAUGAACCGAGCACCGCCGCCGCCGCCUACCACCGCCGCUUUCCAUCAUCCUAAUCCACCGCCGUCCGUCACCACUGCUCUCUCCGACCUCAAAUCUCUUCUUCACCUCUCUUCCACCGCCCUCCAGUCUCUCCCACCUCCAAUCGCUGACGCCUCCACCGCUGCCUAUACCUACGUCCCCUGCCCUUUCAACCCUAACCACCGUCUCCCUCCUUCAAUCCUAUUCUCUCACUACCUCAAUUGCCCUUCUCCUCUCUCUCUAACUCACAAUUUCCACUAUCCCCUCACUCUCAGCUCCUCCUCCUCAUCAACCGCCGCCGCCUUACCCACCAUCCCAGCCGAUUCGUCCGAGCUCACCGUCUCUCUCGACAGCUACAUCGCCUAUAAUGACGCCGCCAACAGUUUUUUUUACCAUAAUUGCCCCGGCCCUGUCACCCCCGCUACUCCACCGCCUCCAUCCCUCAACUUACCUAGGGUUUUAUACACCGAGUGCGCCGAUUUCAAUGAAAAAUCUCCAACGGAAGCUGCCGCGCUUGAUUUUAUUAGGUUUCUGCCGUCUGAGAUUUGGGCAAUUCGAAAUGAAAUUGAAUCGUGGGGUGGUGGUUUCCCCGCAGCGUACUCUUCACGAAUUUUGCGUGCGAUACUAAGGUUGAGAGACUGUAAAUUGUUGCAUUUGUAUGAUUGGAUCAUUAUGAAUUCGCCUAGAUAUGGUAUGAUUAUUGAUUGUGCCAUGAGAGAUCAUGUGGCUGUGUUAGUUAAGCUUACUUUGAAGGUGAUUGUUAGGGAGGCUCUUGAGCUGGCAGGAUUAAUGUAUAGCGAUGGAGAGAUGAAGGGAAUUGAGAAAGCUCUGUGUGGGAAUCAGAUUUUUGAAUGCGCGGUUUUAGUUAGGGCGAUAGCGUGGCUAGCAUUGCAGUUCAGUGUUUUGUAUGGUGAAGUUAAUGGGAAGUAUUUUGCUGUUGAUUUGUUGAAAGAAUGUGUGCGGAACUCUGCAUCGGAUGCUUCGCUGUUUCCUUUGGAGGGAAAGGAUGAUGAACCUAGCGAGGAGGGAAAUGAUGGCAGAUGUGUAGAAGAGCAGGUACAAAAUGCUGGAUCAAUUGAUGAAACAGUUCAAAACAGUGUGAUAUUCGUCUCUCAAGUGGCUGCCGCUGUGGCAGCAUUAUAUGAACGCACUUUUAUUGAAGAUAAGAUCAAAUCAUUGCGUAAUGACAGGCCAACCUCUACUUACCAACGUAAUGUGGAACAUGCUCAUGUGUCCAUGAUAGCUGUUGAGGAACGACAGAAACGUCCAGAUUAUAGACCUGUAAUCGAAUAUGAUGGUUUUCUGCGGCAUAGGUCAAACAAUCAGGAUGCCAACAGAGUAAAGACAAAAGAGGAAUUAUUAGCUGAGGAAAGAGACUACAAAAGGCGGCGAAUGUCAUACCGUGGCAAGAAACUCAAGCGUAAUGCUGUGGAGGUAACGAGGGGUAUUAUAGAAGAAUAUAUGGAGGAAUUCAGGCUAUCUGAAGGGAUCAGUGGCUUGUCAAAUGCUGUGGAUGAGAAUGAAGCUUUGGGCUCUGAAAAUAUGGAUGGGCAUGCAAGAGCAGCUGAUUAUUUUGGAUCGAGGAGAAAUUCUGAAGUUCCUGAAGAUGAUAGGGGCCAAUCAGUUGAUAACAGGAAAGAUGUACACUCUCGUGAUUAUGCAAGAGUUUUUGAGGAUGACUACCAGCAGAGAAGACGGGAUUCAAGUUGGGAUGAUAGGCGUCAAUUUCCCGAUAGAAGCAAUAAGGGUAAUUGGUAUGACAGAGAUGAGUCUGCAACACGUGAUGGAAGACGAGUUCACAGUCACUCAAGAGUGCUGAAGAAUGGUGGAGAAAAGUCAGACUUUGCUGAAGAUGAUUUGCGAAGAUCACACCAAAGACGAAGUGAGUCACAUGACAAAAGGUAUUAUAAAAGCACUAGAGAUGAGCAUGAGCAGAAAACUCAUAAAAGAAGAGAUGAACAUGAGAGAAGUAGUCGUAAGAGAGAGAGAGCCAAAGACUGUUGGGAGUAUGAGGUCCGAGAUAGAAGCAAACGAGACAGGGCUUCUGGAGAGAGAGAUGAAGACGAGAGAGGACAUGCGGAUAGAAGGAAAAGCAAAUCAAACCGGAGUAGUGGUUCUCGGCAUGAGUUUGAUGACAGAUAUGAUCCUGCAGUCACUCAUGAUAUGUAAGAGGAAAAGAUUUCUGAUCAACGGACUUGCUUACUGGUUAUUGGCGUGCACCUCUGUAAUGAUAUGUGAUUUCCACAUGCGAACUAUCUUACCUAACAUGGGUCAAGUGUUAUCAAAGUUGGGCAAGCAGCAUGCUGGUGUUUCCAAUUUGUCCGUCGCCUGUAUCCUUCUCUGUAUCCUUGAAAUUCGUCAUUCUGUUUGUUUAAUGGCCGAGUUUUCCUCUAUGUUUACAUUGUAAUCUUUUGUAUUGGCAUUUUUAUUAAACUUAUCAGUUGAUGCUAUUUUAACUGACUCGUUUGAGCAUCAAGUUUUGGGCAUGGAAAAACUAUGAGUUUGACCUUUGCAGGUAAUUAGCCAAUGCAUUAUUUUGAGUUGCUUCGAUUUGUUAUCUGUAAAUAUUUCUCUUCACACUUGACCUUUACAUUCCACCACAGACUACUUUAUCCACGAUGGUCACGUCUUAGUUAGUCAAUCCAGAUAAACACUAGAUGUUGUUAUCAUUAGUUCCACCAUAUUGUGAAUUCAUAGAGUGGUUUAUGUCUUUUAUAUGAGGGUUCACUAUUCCCAGUUUGUGCUGCUAAUUUUAAAUGUAGCAUGCAAUUUAGGAUUCUAUAUAAUCAUCUGAUGUUAUACUUUGUUAGUUUAUUACCAAAACCAGAAACCAUUGUGCUGCUAAUUUUAAAUGUAGCAUGCAAUUUAGGAUUCUAUAUAAUCAUCUGAUGUUGUACUUUGUUAGUUUAUUACCUAAACCAGAAACCACUGAAUUUACAUGUUCACAUACCUAUUUACGAUUCUUCUUUACUUGUUCGCUUACCUAUGUACUAUUCUUCUUUCAUCCUUGUAAUUUUGAUUUAUGUAUGGAUGUUAUUUUGUUGAGAUUGUGAUAUUUAGAUUUUGUCUACGAGAUCUUUGUGUUUUCUUGCAGCUACUUCUGUAUCAUUGAUCUUGCUAGCAAAGAAGAUUGUGAUGAUGUUGAAAGAAGUUCACGCCGAGAUUAGCCUAAAUAGGUAACAAAUAGUAUACACUAAUCAAGGUGGUGGAAUUUGUUUUACUUGAUUUUGGUUACAUACAUAUCAUGUUCAUUCUUGAAAUAUUGAUGGGCAGUUUGGUAGGGUAGAUAACUUAUCUAUCUUGGUGUUAUAGAACAAAAAUGAUCGAGAAUGUGUGUCCUUAUCAUGUUUAGUUUAUUUAUCUUCCAUACUAAAA
This is a messenger RNA of Salvia splendens (bonfire salvia), 3477 nucleotides long. Its product is annotated as U11/U12 small nuclear ribonucleoprotein 48 kDa protein-like. Lineage: Eukaryota; Viridiplantae; Streptophyta; Magnoliopsida; Lamiales; Lamiaceae. Bases 85 to 2271 code for a protein of 728 amino acids. The transcript is spliced from 5 exons. The record is from RefSeq and is a predicted model, not a curated record.